Messenger RNA from Rhizophagus irregularis DAOM 181602=DAOM 197198, 363 nucleotides. RefSeq lists its product as uncharacterized. The record is from RefSeq and is a predicted model, not a curated record. NCBI's taxonomy places the organism in Eukaryota, Fungi, Glomeromycota, Glomeromycetes, Glomerales, Glomeraceae.
AUGCCAUUGAAAAGUUAUGAACCGAAAACACAUCCGUAUCAAGUUCAAAAAAUAAAACUUACCGAUAACAGAAAAACUAGGAAAAGGCAAGCUAAAUAUUGCCCAGACUGUAAAGAAACAGACGAUUGUAUCAAACUCUUUUCUAAUAAACUAAAUAAAAUAGAAGAAAUUGUUAACGAUUUUCAUAAAAAAUGUCCAAAAAAAAAAAUUGAAAAAUGCUCAAUUUUUAACGCAAAAUUUACUCUAAAUAACGUUCCUUGUGAAUUAGAGUAUGACUUAUCUCAAUUUACUUUAGAAAAUUUACAAAAGUUAGUAAGCUUUACGACUCAAAAUUGCAAUAAUUCUUCUGAUAAAAAUAAUUAA